This is a messenger RNA of Prunus armeniaca (apricot), 210 nucleotides long. NCBI's taxonomy places the organism in Eukaryota, Viridiplantae, Streptophyta, Magnoliopsida, Rosales, Rosaceae. The record is from the annotation of a GenBank genome assembly.
AUGAGAGCCAAGGUAAGAGCUCCAUCUCCUUUCCCUACAUGCGCUUUCUCUUAUUCUUUGUUAUCCGUUGUGGAAGAAGAAGCGCAUGAGGAGGUUGAAGAGGAAGCGCCGAAAGAUGAGACAGAGAUCCAAGUAGUUUUGCCGCCAUCCACCAUCAAUCGACGUCGUCUCUCACCCGAUCCCCGUGUUUUGUUUUCUAAUCAAGGCUAG